AUGACUGGCACAAAUGAGAUCAUCAAGAUACAUGUGAUGCCCCAACGCUGCGCGGUCUCUCCGACGCAAGACUGUCGCGGCCCGGAUUUGGUUUGUGGACAGCAAAACAUUCAGUCUCAGCAAAAAAAUGCCAAAAAACAGGCUGGACAAAAGAAGACACAAGGACAUGACCAAAAGGCUGCUGCCAAAGCUGCCUUAAUAUAUACCUGCACUGUCUGUAGGACACAAAUGCCAGACCCUAAGACCUUCAAGCUGCACUUUGAGAGCAAGCAUCCUAAGACUCCACUUCCUCCAGAAUUGGCUGAUGUUCAGGCAUAAAGUUGUUUACAGGUGAAUUCAUGACACCUUUGACUCUUCUACUGUCU
Messenger RNA from Sciurus carolinensis (gray squirrel), 365 nucleotides. RefSeq names its product zinc finger protein 706-like. Lineage: Eukaryota; Metazoa; Chordata; Mammalia; Rodentia; Sciuridae. The coding region runs from base 1 to 318 and encodes 105 amino acids. The transcript has 2 exons. The record is from RefSeq and is a predicted model, not a curated record.